AUGCCUCCUCCUGGUGCAUGCCUGAACAUUAUGGAGGCUCGUCACAAGCAGAUGGGAUAUGGGAGCAUCUCCAACCCUGAGAAGUUCUUUAACCAAGACUUCAAGAACCUGAAACAGUACUUUCUAACCAAAGGAUUAAGGUACGUCGAUGACAUCUUCCCCCCCGAUGCAAAGUCUGUUGGCCAGGGGAUACUGACGCCCUCCGACCUGGCCCACGUGAAGUGGCUAAGACCUGCACAAAUUGCUCCUGAUGCUGAAUUUGUGGUUGAUGGCGUCUCCAGAUUUGACAUUGGUCAAGGUGUACUUGGAAACUGCUGGUUUCUUGCAUCAAUCGGCGCACUGACUUUCCAGAAUCACAUCUUUAAACAAGUUGUUCCGCUCGACCAAACAAUCAAAGAGAACUACUGUGGCAUUUUUCACUUCAGGUUCUGGAGAUUCGGGCGGUGGGUGGACGUCGUCAUUGAUGACAAGUUGCCGACGAUCAAUGGCAGACUAAUCUUUGUUCACUCCAAAGAUCCAAAUGAGUUCUGGCCUGCUCUGCUGGAGAAAGCUUAUGCCAAGGUUUGUGGUUCCUACACCGACAUGACUUCUGGAACUCCUUCAGAGGCUAUGAUGGAUUUCACCGGUGGCGUCCACAUGUGCGUCCAGCUGUCGGAUACCAGUUCAGAUGUGUGGGGGCUGAUCUGUAGAGCUGGCAAAUCCAACACAUUGAUGGGCUGUGGUACACCUCAAGGGGAAACAUCUGCUAACACAGUUUUGCCAAAUGGACUGGUCCAAGGGCACGCCUACACUGUGACAGGGGUUAAAGAGCUUAUUAGCCAAGGAAAAGUUGUGAAGCUGAUCCGUUUGUGGAACCCCUGGGGCAAAGGAGAGUGGGAAGGAGACUGGAGUGAUCGGUCCCCCAUGUGGAACACUGUGAGUUCUCAAGACCGCCAAAUGUGCCUUUCAGUGGCCGAUGAUGGAGAGUUUUGGAUGACUUUUGAAGAUUUCUGUAAGUUCUACACAGAUCUUGACAUCUGUGGCCUGAAACCAGACUUCAUAGAUGUAAAAUCCUCUGCUCAGUGGAAGACCUCUGUGUACGAGGGUCGGUGGGUUGCUGGAACUACUGCUGGAGGCUGCAUAAAUUACAGAGACACUUUCUGGACAAAUCCACAGUAUCGAUUUAAGGUCGAAGGUGAAAACUCAGAAACCAAUGGGGAGAAAAACAUCCUAGUGUCUCUCAUGCAAAAGCCUGACAAGAGGAACAGACGCCUGGUGCAGAACCUCCACAUUGGCUUUUCUGUAUAUUUAGUCCCGCCACAGUGUUUCAGUUUGUUGUACGCCAGCUGUUGUACGCCAACUUCAGAAACUUCUUCAAAUGAAAUUGGGGAGCUGAAAUAUCACUUUGUGUCUUGUACUGAAAUUAUUCAAAGUGGGAAGUUUCCAUCAAUGUUCUUCAACACCCAUGUGCCUGUUGCUCGGAGUGAUAAAUACAUGAAUGCCCGUGAGGUGAUAGAGUUCCUUAUGCUGAAGCCUGGUGAAUACCUGAUUGUGCCAUCCACCUUCAAACCCAACGAGACAGCCUCCUUCAUCCUCACCAUCCACUCAAGAGAAGAGACAUGUUGCUAUGAGAAUUCAAAUGUAAAUGAGCAGAAAUAUGAGCCAGUUGAAAAGGUCACAAAAGUAAAAAACCAUCAGGAUGAUGAAAACAAGAAAACAGUCUUCCAUCAAUACUCUGACAAGUAUGAAGAAGUGGAUGCUGAGCAGCUCCAGAGGCUUCUAAAUGAAAACAUCCUGAAAGGAGACAUGAAAUCUGGAGGGUUCAGCCUUGAUGCCUGUCGCAGCAUGGUGGCUCUAAUGGAUACGUCGAUCACAGGCAAACUAAACAGUGAGGAAUUCGUCCGUCUGUGGAACAAGGUCACUAAAUACAAGGAGACUUUCUUCCUCACCGACGUUUCAAAAACAGGAACGCUGUCACUGAGUGAGCUGAGGAAUGCAUUUGUAGCUUCAGGAAUGAAGGUUGCAGAUGACAUGCUCAGUCUGAUGGCUCUGCGCUAUGGCGCCUCCUCUGGACACAUGACACUGGAGUGCUUCAUCAGUCUCAUGAUUCGCUUGGACUGCAUGAAGAAAAUCUUCAAACAGUUGUCUGAUGGAAAAUCCAUUAAUCUCAAGGAGUCAGAGUGGAUGUAUGUUUCCAUGUACACUUAA
This is a messenger RNA of Pelmatolapia mariae (spotted tilapia), 2187 nucleotides long. RefSeq names its product calpain-1 catalytic subunit-like. Gene Ontology annotation, molecular function: calcium ion binding; calcium-dependent cysteine-type endopeptidase activity. Lineage: Eukaryota; Metazoa; Chordata; Actinopteri; Cichliformes; Cichlidae. Gene Ontology annotation, cellular component: cytoplasm. The coding region runs from base 1 to 2187 and encodes 728 amino acids. The transcript has 20 exons. The record is from RefSeq and is a predicted model, not a curated record. Gene Ontology annotation, biological process: proteolysis.